AUGGACAAACCUCUCACACCAACUAGCGUUGAAAGUGACGAUUCGUGGCCUGAGUUUUCCGAGGCAGAAUUGCAGUGCUAUCAGCAGUGCUAUCAGGAGUCGAUCGAGAAUUCCAUCACAUCCCCGGAUGGGCAGAUGACUCUUCAGGACCACAGACAGACUUGCACCGAUGGGCUUGUCGAAAAGUCUGAGGCUACUGCUGAGGCUCCCAAGCCCGGUGCGUCGUCCGAGUCGGAACUGCUUUCCACCUGGGGAUACAUCGAUCGUUCUCCCGACCCCCCUCCAAAGCAGCCCAAAUCCCUUCCAGACUCGACCGAGUUCGCCAACCUGAAGGGGAGAAAGCAGACUUACUCUGUUCGCUUUGCCGAGGAUUCCGAUAUCGUCUCUGAUGUUGUUUGGGCUGUUGUAAGUUCUACGCAGGAGUUGCAGAAGCGAUUUGAGAGAGAGCCCUCUUGCGAAACCGCGGAUUUUACAUUCUUUCGGUGUCGGGUGAUAUGGCAUCUGCAGGAAUCAGUAUCAGCUAUAAUCGCAAACCUCAGAUUCCUGGACGACGACCCGGCUCUUUUGGAGAUGCUUCACAACCGUCUUGGCAGAGAUAUAGGGAUCGUUAAAGCUCGACUGAGUAUUCUAGAGAGUGAGAAGCAGUGUCAUCGAGAUCUUCUCUCGAGCCUUGAGUCACGCUUGUCUGAGUUGGAGACCAAGGUGAAGGGACUACAGGCCUGUCGCAACCGUGAGAUUGUGGAAGUGUAUGAAGAUGACGAGGAGGCUUUACUGGAAGAUCGUGUUGAGAGUCAGAGUUGGAUGGGAACUGAGAUUGAGGCUCAACUUUAG
Molecule: messenger RNA, 831 nt
Organism: Fusarium subglutinans
Lineage: Eukaryota; Fungi; Ascomycota; Sordariomycetes; Hypocreales; Nectriaceae
Exons: 5
Coding region: 1-831 (276 amino acids)
Source: RefSeq, a predicted model, not a curated record